Messenger RNA from Ooceraea biroi (clonal raider ant), 800 nucleotides. RefSeq names its product coiled-coil domain-containing protein 25. Lineage: Eukaryota; Metazoa; Arthropoda; Insecta; Hymenoptera; Formicidae. The record is from RefSeq and is a predicted model, not a curated record.
GAAAACCACAACAAACUAGAGAAAUUUAAUAACUUGUUAUUUAAAACUAAAGAGAUAGCAAAAUAUAUUUCGCGUUUUAUGGUGCGAUGCAUAUGUGAAAUCAAAAUUGUUAUCAAUAAUGGUUUACUAUUUCAUAAGCGAAGUGGUGCAGCCACCAGUCACGUUGUUCAUGGGAAUUGACAAAUUCGAAAAUGAAGAACUUAUCAGGUGGGGUUGGCCGGAGGAUGUAUGGUUUCACGUAGACAAGUACUCGUCAGCCCACGUAUAUCUCCGACUUCAACACGGUCAAACGAUAGAUGACAUUCCCAGUACUGUCCUGGAAGAUGCUGCACAAUUGGUGAAGGCGAACAGUAUCGAAGGGAACAAAAUAAACGAUAUCGAUGUGGUCUACACAAUGUGGUCGAAUCUGAAGAAGACGCAGGGUAUGGAGGUCGGUCAGGUUGGCUUUCACAAGGACAAGGAUGUCCGUAAGAUCCAUGUCGCUAAGCGGAUGAACACCAUCGUGAAUCGUCUUACCAAAACGAAACGCUCAGAGGAAGUGAACUUCAGAGCCAAGAGGGAGGAGAGAGACAGGAGCGAACGGGAGGACAAGAAGAAGCUCUUGAGGGAACAAAAGGAGAGGGAAAAGGCAGAAGAAAAACGGCGGCAGGAAGAAGCGGAGAUGAGGAGUUAUAAUUCCCUAUUUACUCCAUCUAACAUGACUUCAAAUGCGGACAAGAGCGGCUACGAUUCCGAUGAUUUCAUGUGAUGAGCAUGAAACGUUGUAUAAUAUUUCAAUAUAAUGUUACAUUACGUUCUAG